This is a messenger RNA of Phaedon cochleariae (mustard beetle), 7392 nucleotides long. The record is from the annotation of a GenBank genome assembly. Lineage: Eukaryota; Metazoa; Arthropoda; Insecta; Coleoptera; Chrysomelidae.
AUGACUAUUGCAACCAGAGGACAAGGAACCACAGGAGACACCAUUGAAACACAGGGACCUGCUCCUGGGCCUUCGGAGAAUAAUACGGAAGAGGUGCAAGAUGAUAACUUUGAACCAGAUUUCCCGAAAGACAAACUAGCUUCUCUAGAGGAAAAAAUAUCAAACUUGCGAUGGGUCGUACCAGUGUUGGCAGACCAAGAAUUAGAAUGCCUCCUGAGAGUCUCCAUAGACUUGGCGAAAAAAAAUCUAGACACACGAUCAGAGGCCUGCCAAAAAUUUUUUCGAGAAGGACUAACAACUUCCUUCACGAAAAUUCUCACGGAUGAUGCUGUUUCUAGCUGGAAAUCAAACAUUCACGCCUGUAUAUUCCAAAACUGCAUGAAACUGAUAGAGUUGUGUGUGGCAAAGCUACCGUAUGAUUGGUUUCCCCUAUUGGAUCUGUUAGCAAUGGUUCUCAACCCUAAUAACAAGUUCCACAGCUUCAAUUCUCCAAGACACAGUGAAACUGCUGGGGCCAGUUCUAAUUUGAGUGAAGAAGAGUUAUUUGCAAGACCUUCUACUGAUCCACGCAACCCUAGGGGGUGGUUGGUCGAUCUAAUUAACAAAUUUGGUGAAUUAGGAGGGUUCCAAAUACUACUGGAUCGUUUUCAGUCUGGGAAUAAUUUGAGUGUGUCUGUAGUUUUUGCCUUGCUCAGACCUUUUGGACUGUGCUAUGAGUUUUUAACUACUCACACCAUCAACAAAUAUAUCUUACCCAUACUGGAGAUUAUUCCAGGUAUAUUGGACAAACUAACGGAUGAUGAGUUGAAAAGAGAAGCUAAAAAUGAGCAAAAAAGUGACAUAGUCUCUGCUAUAAUAAGAGCUUCAAAAAAUCUAGCAUCAAGAGUACCUAACCAGGAGGAACUGAUACGAACCUUAGAAGGGUUCAGACUUACGAUGAUCCUGCGGCAGUUGCAGAUUUCUAGUUUCAAUGGAAAAAUGAAUGCACUCAAUGAAAUAAAUAAAGUUAUAUCUAGUGUCAGUUAUUAUCCAAACAGGCAUCAUGGCAUGGAGGAAGAGGAGUACCUCACUCCAGAGCGUAUGGCAAAAUGGAUUAAUGAAAACAAAGUUCUCGAAAUAGUAUUAAGGGAUUCUCUUCAUCAGCCCCAAUAUGUAGAGAAACUGGAGAAAAUAUUGAGAUUUGUGAUAAAGGAAAGGGCCCUGAGUCUCAACGAUCUCGAUGCAGUUUGGGCAGCUCAAGUAGGUAAACACGAAGCUAUAGUGAAAAAUGUCCACGAUCUAUUAGCCAAAUUGGCGUGGGACUUCAGCGCCGAACAGUUGGAUCAUCUGUUCGAGUGUUUCCAAAACAGUUGGACCUCGGCAUCGAAACGCCAAAGAGAAAGACUGCUGGAACUGAUACGUCGACUGGCCGAAGACGAUAAAGAUGGCGUGAUGGCACACAAGGUGCUGACUCUCUUCUGGAAUCUUGCGCAUGCCGAAGACGUGCCGACCGAGAUCAUGGACCAAGCACUGACUGCGCACGUCAAGAUCCUGGAUUACAGCUGUUCUCAAGAAAGGGAUGCUCAAAAGACGGUUUGGUUGGACAAGUGUGUGGAGGAAUUGAAAUGCGGGGAGAACUGGGUGCUGCCCGCCCUGAAGCAGAUCCGAGAAAUCUGCACCCUUUACGAACAAAAUACGAAUGGAGGGCAUACCCAGCGCACCCAUCAAAUCUACUAUAGACAAGAAGUCAUAGAGAGAUUGCAAAACCAACAUUCUCUGGUCAUCUUAGUUACUAAUAGCCUCACCGGUUACAUGAGUCGACUGCGUACUUUGUUUGCCGAAAGUCCUGAAUUGACUGCCGAAACCUUUAUCCCUGAUGGAAGAUACUGCCAUGCAUUACAAGUACAAGAAAGACUGAAUUUCCUCAGAUUUCUUCUGAAAGAUGGGCAACUGUGGCUGUGUGCUGAACAAGCAAAACAAAUCUGGCAAUGUCUAGCCGAAAAUGCAGUAUUUCAAUCGGACAGGGAGGCCUGCUUCAAAUGGUUUUCGAAAUUGAUGGGAGAAGAACCGGAUUUGGAUCCUGGAAUAAACCAGGAUUUUUUCGAAAACAACAUAUUACAGAUAGAUCCGGUCUUGCUAACUGAAAGCGGAAUCAAAUGUUUUGAAAGGUUCUUCAAAGCCGUGAAUAUGAAAGAGGGCAAAAUCAAAAUGAAACGAAGGUUGCUACUUACCGAAGAUCCCGACCUAAUAGGCUUAGACUAUCUUUGGAAAGUGGUGACCCUUUGCCCGAAUGACAUCGCCAAUAGAGCUAUAGAACUUUUAAAAGAAGUAAGCACUAAUUUAGGUCCUAGACUGCUACAAGCCCAACUGGUGUUCCACGAAACCUACAUAACAGAAUGUUAUGACAGGUUACGCGCUCACUAUGACACCCUAACGAUCCUGCAAAAAUCAACCAACGACAAGGAAUUCGACACGGAUCAAAUACAAAACCGGAUUAAGGCCGAGGCUGUGAAAAUGUGCAGGGUGAUGAAAGUUUUGCACGAAUACAUGAGCGAAUGUGAUAACUCCUUUGUUGGGGAGAGGAAAAUUCUUCCCUUACACAGGGCGUGCCAUGGUAAACAUCUCACAUUGAUCGUGAGGUUUUCUAGUCCCAGUAGACAAUUCGAAGAUUUGGAACUGUACACUCAUUCGAAUGACACGUUGGCUUCUUUGAGGAAGUAUAUUUUGAAAAGGAUCAAACCUGGGGUGCAUUGUAAACUGGAAUUGUUCGUUAAUGGGGAGCCUUUGGAGUCUACAGAUGAUAGGAAGCUUCUUUCUCAAAUACCCAUUAGGGAUAAAAUGCUGAUCUCCGCCAAAGUAGUCCAGAUCAACUCGAACAUGGCCUCGUCCCAAGACAGCAGCUCGGACAGCUCCACCUCGUCCCCGCAGCACCCCUACGACGGUCCCAACGUCGAAGCUGAAAAUCUCUUGCCGGGCGUGCUGAUGUCGCAGCUGCAGACGUACGCCCUGUUCUUCUGCCAGUUGACGAAUCUGGGCAGCGCGCUUCCCUUUCCGCUGCUGCGGGAUAUGGGCCACGCGCUGCUGCAGCUGAUGCCCUGCGAUCUGACCACUAUGGAGAAGUUGCGGGUGUUGUUUUCGACGCAGGCGGACCAGAGCGUCAGCAUGGACGGGAUGUUUUUCAGUGCUUCGCCUGCCGAGGUGUUGUACAAUUUGGAAGUGCUGUACUCCAUGCUGAUGCCAGCUCUGGACACGCUCUCGGAAAAGACCUACGAGUUCCAGUACAGCUUCAUGAUAUCCGGGGAGGCCCACGUGUUCUUGGAAAUGUUGACGAAAAACAACUUCAUGUCCACGGCCGACAACGUCACUCGCCGGUCGGCGUACCUCGUCGUCUUGAAGAUUUGCAAGCUCGUGCUUACUUCCGUGGCGCACGUGUUGGUGCGACUCAGCGAAGACCACACGCCCGAGAACGAGCCGCUAGGCGAGAAUAGCGCGACUCCUCCCGGUACAUAUUUGAGGCAGGCGUUGAGGAAUGUGCCUGGCCAUUCGGAUCAUUUGCUGCGGCAAGUCUCGAUCAAACUAUCCCAAAGCCUAGCCCAGCUGAUGGUCGCCGACACGGGCACCACCGGCCAAGCGCAGGCCCUCUUCAACCAGGCGCUCAACUGGGAGCUGCCCGACCUGGCCACCACCACGGCCCUGGUGCGGCUGGUGUGGGCGGCCAGCAGCAACAACCUUGGCGCCCUGAACGCCACCCCGGAAACGCUGCACGCCCUAGCCGACCCCACCAACAGGAAAACCAUCGAAGUGGUCAAUGACGACGUGCUGUUGUGCAAGGAGGCGCUGGAGCUGCUCAGCACGGCGGUGGUGCUGAACCCGAGCAGCCUGGAGCAUCUGUACCAGGGCAACUGGUGGCCUUAUUUCAUCACGGACUUGGUUCUCAUCAAUCCUACGUGCGCGAUUCGGAUUGCAGCAGCCGAGCAGCUGAUUAUCAUCUGCACCUGUGGGGCUGCCAGUCAUAUGGCCCUGCAGUUCAUCACUCCCUUGCUGUUUUCUCUGCUCAAUACCUUGGUCAUUGAGAAUGCGAACACUUCUCACGAGUUUUUUCAGUUGCUCUGUAGGCUGGUUAACAUGGCUUACCUCACCGGGUAUCCCAUAGCGGGGGUGGAGACUUUGCUGGCGAACGAGGUGGCUUGGUUGCGCAAGGCGAGAGACAAGCACGAGGUGCUGAUCGAAGGUCACCUGCUGCUGGCCAAGGAGCUCUUGGUGUUCACCACCGAAGAGCAAAAGUGCGAACUCGGGUGCGCCGAGUCGGGCAGCUUGCUGAAGGAGCUGUUGGAGGACUUUCUCUUCCCCGCCAGCAAGCUGAUGCUGCAGCUGAGCAAGACUGGGCAGCUGGGAGAGGAUCCGGCGAUCCCGAUUUGCGAUACGCCGCAAACUCAGGCGGCCGCCUUCGAUUUGCUGAUCGCGCUCUGUCUGAACUGCGUGCCGAAUUACAAGCAGUUGGUGGACAUGUUGACGGAGAUGUUUUAUUCAGAUCCGGAAACCGCGAUAACCGAGUGGGACUACCUUCCCGGAGUUGGUCCGCGACCCUUCCAAGGCUUCGUCGGCCUCAAGAACGCCGGCGCCACCUGCUACAUGAACUCCGUGCUGCAGCAGCUCUACAUGGUCGACAGCAUCAAGGAGGGCAUUCUGGCGGCCGAGGGGGCCGCCACCGAUCCGCACGAGGACUUCACCGGCGAAGACCGGCCGGAUUCGGACGUGGACUGCUCGGACGACAAGAGCUGCGCGGACGACAACAGGAAGGACUACAACGUGGGGAUUCUGAAGCAGGUGCAGGCUAUCUUCGGGCAUCUGGCCUGUUCGCGCCUUCAAUAUUACGUGCCUAGGGGACUUUGGAGGCAUUUCAAACUUCAAGGUGAGCCAGUGAAUCUAAGGGAGCAACAAGACGCCGUCGAGUUUUUUAUGUCAUUGGUGGAGAGUCUGGAUGAAGCUUUAAAAACAUUGGGACAUGAGCAAAUCAUGGCCAAAAUAUUGGGUGGCUCCUAUUCAGAUCAGAAGAUCUGCAAGGGCUGUCCGCAUCGUUAUUCCAAAGAGGAACCUUUUAGUGUGAUUAGUGUAGAUAUAAGGAACCACAGUAGCCUGCCAGAUUCUAUGGAGCAAUAUGUCAAAGGUGAACUGUUAGAAGGUGCUGACGCAUAUCAUUGUGAGAAGUGCGCGAAAAAAGUUCUGACUGUAAAGCGACUCUGUGUUAAAAAAUUACCCCCCAUCUUGGGCAUCCAAUUGAAGAGGUUCGAGUACGAUUUCGAGAGGGUGUGUGCCAUCAAGUUCAACGAUUACUUCGAAUUCCCGCGCGAGCUCGACAUGGAGCCCUACACCGUAUCGGGUCUGGCGAAGAUCGAGGGAGAGAUUAUAGACUGUGAUUUAGAUCCUAGCGCUAGCGAUGUAUGUACAAAGUAUCGCUUGUCCGGUAUCGUUGUUCAUUCUGGUCAAGCUUCAGGCGGUCAUUAUUAUUCGUACAUUCGAAGUAGAGACCUGUCGGGCGAAUUGAGAUGGUACAAAUUCGAUGACGGCGAUGUGUCGGAAUGCAGGAUGGGCGAGGAGGAGGAGAUGAAAGUCCAAUGCUUCGGCGGCGAUUACAUGGGCGAAGUAUUCGAUCCGAUGCUGAAAAGGACGACUUACAGGCGGCAAAAGCGAUGGUGGAACGCCUACAUGCUGUUUUACACUAGGCACGACAUUGAGGAAGAAUCGGUGUUGAAAGCAAUCAAUCAAUUGACAGUUUCUGGCACGAGGAAGGAGACCCACCUGAAGAUGCCCGUCGCCAUCGAGAACAGCAUCAGGAAGCAGAACAUCAAGUUCCUGCACCACCGCAGCCAGUUCUCGCUCGAGUACUUCGCGUUCGUGCGCAAGAUGGCGACGAGCUGCGCGCAGGGCAACCCGCGGCACGGCCAGCCGCUGUCCAACGAGCUGCUCGAGCAGCAGUAUUUGCUGAGCGUGCAGCUGGUCAGCAAUUUUCUCUUUCACACUGGCUGGCACACGAAGAAGAAUUUGAGGGGGCCGGCGAUGGAGUGGUGCGACGUCCUCUGCCUGCACCUGCGCACCUCGCCCGUCAUCCGCCUCUGGUUCGCCCACCACAUCCUCUUCGCGCACCCGGGCAGGUUCUGCGAGUACCUGCUGAGCUGCCCCAGCAACGAGGUGCGCUCCGCCUUCGUCAAGAUCGUCGUGCUGCUGGCGCACUUCUCGAUCGACGACGGGCCGUCGCCGCCCCCGGCGGGGUACGACGGCGAGGAGAGGGCGGGGGGCAGUUUGAGCGAUCACAUUUUGUGGGCGUUGCUGGGGCUGCUGAGGCGGGAGGUUAGCGAGCACGGCCGGCACCUGCCGCACUAUUGUACGGUGUUCCACACGUACGCCAACCAAGGUAUCCAAGAAAAGGCACAGCUGUUGAGAAUGAACGUCCCCGCUACCUUCAUGUCAGUUGCCCUCGACGAGGGCCCCGGUCCUGCCAUAAAAUACCAAUUCACAGAACUAGGAAAAUUAAAUCAAUUAGUUUCAUGUCUCAUCCGAUGUUGUGACGUGAGCAGUAAAUGCCAGUCGAGCAACGGACCUAUUCUGCCGAACCCGUACAGAGAUCCCAACUGUCCAGAGUACGUCAUGCCCCUGUCGCCUCAAGCUUCUGAAAUUCUCUUCAAUAGAACAGCAUAUGUUAAAAAAGUCAUUGAAGAUACGAAUUUGACGGACGACGCAAUCAAACUACUCCAGUUCUGUUCUUGGGAGAACCCCCAUUUCUCCAGGACUGUACUAUCGGAAUUGCUCUGGCAAAUAGCCUACGCUUACUGUCAAGAACUCCGGCAUCAUAUAGAAAUUUUAUUGUCAAUACUGCUGAUCGAGGAUUCUUGGCAGACACAUAGGAUACAUAAUGCAAUCAAAGGUGUUCCCGAAGAACGCGAAGGUCUGUUGGAGACGAUAACGCGCGCCAAAAACCACUACCAAAAGCGCGCCUACCAGUGCAUCAAGUGCAUGGUGGCGCUGCUCAAUCGCUGCCCGGCCGCCGCAGCGCUGCUCACGCGCCAGCCUGACGUCAGACGGCAAUGGGCGGCGGCGGUCGCUUGGCUGCAAGACGAACUGGAGCGCAAACACCCGCCCAACGCGCAGCAGUACUCGUACAACACGUGGUCGCCGCCCGCGCAGAGCAACGAGAGCUCGAACGGCUACUUCCUGGAGCGGUCGAACAGCGCGCGAAAGACGCUGGAGAAGGCGCUGGAGCUGAUGCCUGAAGCGGAGCGCGAGGAGGAGGAGCCGCCCGGGCAGGAGGAGGUGGCGCCCGAGGCUGUCGAGCCGCCCCAGGUCGUGCAGGAGCCGGCGAGCAACGCUGACAUGCCCGACGUGACGCAGAGCUGCGAGAACGAUCCGAACUCGUAG